UAAGGUUAUGGUAUUUGUAAACACUGGCAUGAGCAGCUGAUGCAGUAGGCCUAUCUCGACAGUGAUAUCAACGCCACUUGGCCUACAUAUUCGGACCAGAGCUCAAUAUCAGACAAAGAUCGGUCCACAUCGUAACAUCGACCAGAUGAUGUCAGCAGACGAGACAAAGGCACGGUUCCCAGGGGAAGUGGACGAGGUUCACCCCGCCCCCUUCCUUACAAUCCCACCACAGCCUACGGAGAAAAAACCCGGUCAGCUGACUGAAGCGCAGGUCAAGCAGUUCUUCGAGGAGGGGUAUGUGGUGGUCAAUAAGUUUUUCGACACGAAGACUGAACUGGAUCCGUGCCGUGAUGCCAUAUCGGUGAUGGUGAACGAACUAGCUGACAAACUGUAUGACGCUGGGAAAAUCAAAGAUAAGUAUGAAGAGUACGGCUUGUUCCAGAGACUGACACAACUAGAAAAAGAACAUCCGGGAUCGAACAUCCUGUUGUUCAAGUCACAGAAGAUGCCAAAAGCUUUCUGUGACGUGUGGAGUAAUGACAGAAUGCUGAACGUUGUAGAGCAGUUGCUCGGACCAGACAUUGCUGGACACCCUGUAUGGAACCUGAGGACAAAAACACCCAAGAGCGACGCUGUUAGCAUUCCCUGGCAUCAAGAUAGCGCAUAUUUCAGUAACGAGUCGUACGAUCACAUGAUAGUUACCGCCUGGGUGCCGUUCUUGGAUGCGAUACCUGGAAAUGGAUGCAUGCAGGUUGUAAAAAAUGGACACAGGAAGGGGAAAGUCGCCAACCAUACCUGUUGUCGUGGUCCAACAUGGUAUGUCAUGUUGGAGGAGGAGGAAAUGGAAAAGUCGUUAGAUGUCGAUAUGAAGACAGACCUAGAAACGUGCCCGGUGGAAUACGGAGGUUUCCUGCUGUUUCACAACCUAACACCCCAUAGAAGUUUGGAGAAUUUAUCUAACGACAUUCGGUGGAGCUGUGACUUCCGGUGGCAGUCCCCACAUGAACACUGGGGAUUUUACGAUCUAGGAGAGGGGGUUCCCAUGCGGUCCGCUAAGGAUCCAAACAAGAAAGCAGAUUUUGAGAAGUUUUUCUCCUUCGACAGAAAAGAACAAUGGCAGAAGCGAUACUACAGACAGGAGGAUGUCAACGACCCUUUCGAUACAACCAUUACGGGGCCGUGGAUUGGACGCUGGGAAAUAGUCAACCACAAUAAGCAUACAGAAGCAUUCAAACCUUUCAUGUAAACGGUACCAACUAACAUGUCUAGUCUUACAGUUUACUCAGAAGAUCUCCCUAACGUAUCAGUAGAUCAGUUUGAUCUUUCUGAUACAAUGCUACUGUAUAAUUGUGAUUAUCUAGUGGAGUUUAAGAAAUCAACAGUAUUAUCACACAGAAAGUAUUAUUUAAAAGUUUUAAACGUACAAUCAUGUUUUAAGAUUGUUCCCAUGUGGAAUAAGUAUACACAACUUAAAAAAUUGAAAUGUUAUAGAACGAAUAGUCGAAUAGUAUAGUGUUAACACAUCCGCUUUUCAACAAGCUGGGCUCGAUUCCCAGACGUAAUCGCGCGCUUCCAUCCAUGCCAACAAGAGUGAUUAAUGUGUAUGAAGAAUAAAAUAACGGGACGGUAUUGAAACCUACACGUGUACACGUAUUGUGAAUGAAUCAAAGUCAAUAUACAAACUUAUGAUAACAGGUCUGGCACCAUUAUGAACUAUUCUUCAUAAUUAGGACAGUGCAUUCUUAUGUGUCAUCCUUGAUACUUCACAAGUUACGUUCACUUUGGCUCUUUGCAGCUCCGGAAUAUGUAUAUAUUGAAGGCUUAGACCACAGCCAUAUUGCAGAUACCCAGAUGUUGCUGCUCAGUAAUCUUCUGAAUAAAUGUAUCUGCUUAACAAUUGGUCAAGGUUUCCUUCUCUACACAUCAAUAAAAUAGGUAGUUGUGUGCACUCUAUUUUGUCAUGACAUAUUCCAAGAUUGCGUAGAGCAAAAAUGAAUAACGUAACUCCUGGGGUAUUGAAGAUGUGAAAAAUUAAGAACUAAAGUCUAGAGAUAUAGCAUUUGGAGCAUUGAUUUCCUAUAGGCUGGAAGAGCUUUACUUAGAAAUAAUAUUUAACACGACGUUUUGAAGAAAUGCAUUGAACUGCUGCUUGAAUAUUACAUGUACAAGCCUCUUAAUUGAUACAAGAAAACUAUGAAAUUGUGAAUCUUGUGAUAAAUGCCCUUCCUCAUUUCUAAAUGUUUGUUCGUGUGAACAAAUUCUCAAUCAAUCAAAAAAAUAAUGAUAGCGUUUCAUCAAUAUAUUGUUAUACAUAGAUAAACCUUAUUGUUAUAAUACUUGUUUUGUACCCAAGAUAAAGACAAAGAUUACAGCGA
Messenger RNA from Pecten maximus, 2375 nucleotides. RefSeq lists its product as uncharacterized. Lineage: Eukaryota; Metazoa; Mollusca; Bivalvia; Pectinida; Pectinidae. Bases 146 to 1246 code for a protein of 366 amino acids. The record is from RefSeq and is a predicted model, not a curated record. The transcript has 9 exons.